This is a messenger RNA of Venturia canescens, 1999 nucleotides long. RefSeq lists its product as uncharacterized. Lineage: Eukaryota; Metazoa; Arthropoda; Insecta; Hymenoptera; Ichneumonidae. Bases 68 to 1999 code for a protein of 643 amino acids. The transcript has 12 exons. The record is from RefSeq and is a predicted model, not a curated record.
CCGACGAGUUUGCUCGAGAAUCACAGUCCUCCGAUACUAAGGAAGAAUUUCUGAACAUAAAAACGUUAUGGCUAAUGAAAAAGUGGUUGCUGUUAUCGCUUACAUGGUUUUUUUACACUUGGAUUUUGCCAUGAGCUCGGUACACUUUUCUAACGAGACUUUUGGUCAUCGGAAGGGACGAGAGAUCGAGGAUUCGAAACGGUAUCUCGUGUUUCCUCAGGGCAGCAACGUUCAGUUAAUUUACUGCUUGACGAUCGGCACUUACACGAAGCCUGCAACAUUUUUCACGAUGGGUGUUACCGCGGGUCUGGCGUGGGAAUUGCCGCACACGAAUACAGUGCCGUACAGAAAACCAGCUGAAGUUUAUCAUCGAAGAAGCAGAAGAGAGCUUUACCGCAAAGUGGAGCUAAUGUUGAGCACACGUGGAAAAGACGGCAAAGCCUGCGUCCUCAAGGCACUCUGUCAAGCAGGGAAACGUGGCACGAACGAAACUGCCAAAGGAACUUUUAUGCAGGAAAUUCUACAUUCGAUUUUCACCUUGCCCCACGGACAUUACGACCAGGAUCCUAUGACCGAAUACGAAAAGUCCUAUCAAGUAACAGCCGAAGAUGAUUGUGAAAAAAAAUAUCCAAGCUGUCCGAAUUCAACGGUCAGCAAAAAAAAUGUGGGCAACGAAAAUUCGGUGGAAUCGAACAGAAGACUGUCGAGGAAAAAGAGACACUUGGCUUUCCCCACCGGGACUAAUUUCGUGACGACGAUAACUCUGCUGAAAGCGAUCCAAGUGAACGAGCCAAAGAACUGGAACCUCGAUCUCGAGUUCGACAUGAUUUGGCCAAUUCCCAAUGGAGAAAAGCUCUUGAAAAAAGCUUCGAAACGUACGAACAUUUAUCAUCAUAUUCGACGUCACAAAAGGGAUCUUUAUUCGAAAAUUGAGCUGGCGUUAUCCAGCCAGGGUUUGCCUGGGAAGGAAUGUCUCUUGAGAACGAUCUGCGAGGCGAACAUUUACUUGAGUUCUCCGGGUGUCUCGUUCCUCGAAGACGUCUUGCGAGUCGUUCUAAGUGGGAGCGAGAGUGCUCGAAGAGAAAAAUUUUCUCCAGAAGUUGAGUCAAGUCCGAGAGAUCGAGAGAGAAAAAUGAGCUUUUUCCAACGAUCCAUCGUGGUGUUGUUCGUGUGCAUUCUCCCAGCAUUUUUAGUCGACGGUGAUGGAAGAGAGCGAAGUCUAUCUCGAAAAAAACGUUACGUAGUUUUCCCAGAGGGUUCCAGUUUUUCCAUCGCCCUGUGCAUGACCGUGCACACUCUGACACCGGACAACAUAUUCACCGAAGGCCUUAACUGGGGGAUCUCCUACGAUCUUCCGAACGAGAGCAAACCGGAACUCGAGCCCUUUCUCGAGCUGAGGAAGGACAAACCGCACAAAUACCAGUAUCUCGAGAGCAAAAAUCAGCUGGUCAAUCCGCCAGGUUGGAAGCACGAUGCGAAAUGGACUCGAGCGGAGAUUCACGGGCCGAAGCUCAAGAAAAAGUACCACAAGGCCGGUUACGAUUACUUGAAGAGGCGACACCGCAGGGACCUUUACAGCAAGCUCGAAAUCAUCAUGAACGCGAUGAAUUUCGACGGUCGUAGUUGCGUGUUAAGGGCACUUUGCGAGGCCUCGCAACGACUCAUGCCCAAAGGGAGGAGCCUGGUGGAGGAAAUGAUGCGAAUAGCGUUCACGUUACCAUUGACGAGAGUGCUUUCGUACGAGCCGGAGGAGCAUCGUACGUACGCAAACGCCCAUACAGCUGGCUACGAGGGUCGAGACUGUGCCGCCAUGUUUGCCAGUUGCAGUUUUUCCCUCAUUGACAUGGCCCUCGGGAAAUACAGCGUGCCCGAACAGAAAUACAAGCCUUCGUACUUUCCGAGAAAUCCUGUUGAUGCUUCACAAGGGGAACAUCCAAACGUUGGAAGCCUCGAGGCCACGUCGGAAACUUCAGCGAUCGUACGGUACAACAUGAAGUAG